Pseudophryne corroboree (corroboree frog) is the source of this 4468-nucleotide messenger RNA. It is a transcript of the gene LRRC8B, whose product is annotated as leucine rich repeat containing 8 VRAC subunit B. The transcript has 4 exons. The coding region runs from base 299 to 2683 and encodes 794 amino acids. The record is from RefSeq and is a predicted model, not a curated record. Gene Ontology annotation, molecular function: protein binding. NCBI's taxonomy places the organism in Eukaryota, Metazoa, Chordata, Amphibia, Anura, Myobatrachidae.
CAUUGGCUGUUAUGUGCGGCUGUAGUACUCUGCAUGUGUGAGGGAGGAGGAAGAAGCAGCUGACACUGACAGAGGCCAACAAAAGAGGGAGAUGAUGGGGUAGAUGUGAGCUCAGCCAUGAGCCCAUGUAUGCCUGUGUGUGCGUUAUUCACAGGAGGAGUAAGAUGGCGCAAGGUUUUGCUCCAGAAUGAAAGCAGAUGCAGAGAUGAAGAGACUGAGAUUGUAUAAAAAAAGCAGACCCCCUGACUGAAGAAUUUUCCACUCGAUCUAUAGCAUUGUGCUACCACCAACAUAAAUCAUGAUAACUGUAACAGAGCUGAGAUUUUUAGCAGAUGCCCAGACUUCUUAUCACAUUUUGAAGCCAUGGUGGGAUGUGUUUUGGUAUUACAUUACAAUGGUGAUGCUGAUGAUUGCUGUUCUGGCAGGUGCUCUGCAGCUCACACAGAGCAGGAUGCUGUGUCUUCCCUGUAAGGCAGAAGUGGACAAUCAUUGUGCACAUCCUAUGGAACACGUCAUUGCAAAGAUUAAUUUGUCAUCUGGACCCUUGGGAAAAGUUAGUCACUCCACAGGAAUCCAGAAUGACUUGCACCGCCAACAAUAUGCCUAUAUUGACGCAGUCUGCUAUGAAAAACAGCUCCACUGGUUUACAAAGUUCUUUCCCUAUCUGGUAUUUCUUCAUACAAUCAUUUUUGCUGUGUGCAGCAAUUUUUGGCUACAUUACCCAAGCACAAGUUCUAGGCUGGAGCACUUUGUUGCUAUUCUGUAUAAAUGUUUUGAUUCCCCUUGGACAACUCGAGCCUUGUCUGAGACUGUUGCAGAACAAACUGUGAGAAAUCAGACACGCAAAAGAUCACGUCUGUUGACUUCCUCAUCUAUUGCUGAAGAUACAGACACAAGGAAGCAGUCGUUACAACCCGGGGUGGAGACCACUGCAGUGGAAGACGAUGCUUCAAGUGUACUGGACAAAAAAGAAGGAGAACAGGCUAAGGCCUUAUUUGAAAAAGUACGCCGGUUCCGUCUACAUGUUGAGCAAAAGGACAUCAUUUAUAGCCUGUACCUGAAGCAGAUUGUCAUUAAAGUAAUCGCACUGCUCAUCAUUAUUACAUAUGUGUCUUAUUUUUUGAUGCAUAUAACUUUUGAAAUUGACUGUAUAGUUGAUAUUGAAGCAUUCACAGGGUACAAGAGAUACCAAUGUGUUUACUCUCUUGCUGCAAUUUUCAAGGUUUUGGCCACAUUUUAUGUUCUGCUGAUAUUUUUAUAUGGAUCUGCUUGCUUUUACAGCCUGUGGUGGAUGCUAAGAAGUUCUCUGAAUCAAUACUCAUUUGAAGCAGUCAGAGAAAAGAGUAAUUACAGUGAUAUCCCAGAUGUCCAAAAUGACUUUGCUUUUAUUCUGCAUCUAGCAGACCAGUAUGAUCCACUGUACUCCAAACGCUUCUCAAUAUUUCUAUCUGAAGUCAGCGAGAACAAACUGAAACAGAUUAACCUAAACAAUGAGUGGACGGUUGAGAUGCUCCGAAAUAAACUAACCCGCAAUUCCAAGGACAAAAUAGAGCUUCAUCUUUUCAUGCUUAGCGGAUUACCCGACAAUGUCUUUGAACUAAAUGAGAUAGAAGUCAUGAGACUGGAACUUAUACCGGAUGCGAAACUCACCCCAAUGAUAACUCAGUUGGUCAACCUCAAGGAACUUCACAUUUAUCACUCAACUCUCACUGUGGACCUACAAGCUCUGAGCUUUCUAGCAGAAAACCUUGAAACUCUGCAUCUGAAAUUUACUUCAAUUGAAAAGAUUCCUUCUUGGAUUUUCCUUUUAAAGAACUUGAAGGAACUGUAUUUAGCAGGAUCUCUUGAUAAUUACAAUUUUACACACAUCGAAGGUCUUCAGGACCUGAAGAACCUGACGACACUUUACUUGAAGAGCAGCAUUCCACGCAUUCCGCCCGUCAUUACGGACAUGUUACCAUUUCUAGAGAAGCUUAGCGUUAAUAAUGAAGGAAAUAGGUUGCUGAUAUUAAUCAGCUUCAAAAAGAUGGCAAACCUUAGCAGCCUAGAAUUAAUCAACUGUGACCUAGAACGAAUUCCACAUUCCAUUUUUAGUCUGAGUGAACUGUGGGAAAUUGAUUUCAGAGGAAAUAAUUUUAAAACUGUUGAAGAAAUUAUUAGUUUCCAGCAUCUGCACAAACUAACCUGUUUGAAGUUAUGGCACAACUCCAUUGCCUACAUCCCUCUUCAGAUUGGAGCAUUGGCUAACUUAGAACAGCUCUACUUAAAUCAUAACAACAUAGAAAUGGUGCCGCUACAACUCUUUUUGUGUAGUAAGCUGCGAAUUUUGGACCUCGGUUAUAACAAUCUAACUUUCAUACCAGAGGAGAUUCAACUCUUAAAAAAUCUUCAGUAUUUUGCUGUGACAAAAAACAGUAUUGAGAUCUUACCAGAUGGGCUGUUUAAAUGCAGCAAACUACAGUGUUUACUACUGGGAAAAAACAGCCUGACCAGCCUUCCCACACACGUUGGGGACUUGACCAAUCUCAUUAAGAUAGAGCUGGUUGGAAACCAAAUUGAAUCACUUCCUCGUGAGCUGGAGUCCUGUCAGUCACUAAAGCCACUCUGCAUCAUUGUAGAGAGCAGUGUGCUGCAUACACUCCCAUCAUACGCAAAGGAGAACCAGAAAUCUUGUCAUAGAUAGGAAAUCCACACCUAUCCCUAUUUUUAUUACAGUAACCGCUAUUAGUGUAGCUUUCUGUUGAGUUAAUUGGGUUUUUUGUUUUUGUUUUUGGGGGGGGUUGGAUGGCGGCUGCAGCUAAUUUUUGUAUGGCUGCAGCCAGUUAUGGCAAUGUUGUCAUUUUGAAUAUACAAAAGAGUUUAAAGUCAGUAUAACAGGAUGCUGAACCACCUACAGUACAGUGCUUUUACAAAAUGUGGUAAGGAAAAGCUGUAGCUACAGCUUGCCAAGUUACAGCACUGAAACAGUGAUGAAGGACUAAACUGCUGAACUGUCAAAAAAAAGUGUCAUAAUGUAGCACAAUUCUCAUAGUAUAGUUAGUAUUUUUGUUUAAAUAUUCUUAAAAAAACAAAAAUUAUAGAUAUAUUUUGGACCAAAUGUAAUGCCACAUUGAUACAUUUUGACCCCUCUAUCUUUGAUUAAACCAGUGUAUUAUCAGUGGCAUGCUGGAGUCACAAAUAUUGAAGUGUGCUAAACUACUGUGAUAUCAAAAGCCUGUUAAUGUGAGUGCGUGUGUGUACCUACCGCAGAAAUGUAUGUAACAAUUUACAGCCUUGGUAACUUUCUUAGUCCACAAAGUCAUGUUACGCAAAGUCUCAUUUGAUGCCAUAUAUUUGUAUGACCAUAAAAGUACAAAAAAAGCCAUUUAACUGAAUAGCUCUCAAUCACAAUGUAAAUUAGUAACAAAGUAUAUUUUAUACUUGGAUAAUGACUUUCGGACUUUCUUAGAUUGUGACAUCAAGAAAACAUACAGGACCCAAUGAGAACCACAUAGGGCUUUGUAUAGGAAGCAUAAGGAGAGUUCUGCUAAUCUAAUGAAUAGUUUCCUUGUCGUCUUUAGCUGACUGAUUUACAGAUGUAGGCUGAAUUUGUUCUCCCAGGAAGAUGACCAGUUAGACCAAGCAGGGUGCUCAGAAUCUUUGAGUAACCAUAUCACAUUGGCACAGUUGUGCCAUUGAAAAUAACAUUUGCUGUCUGUUCACUGUAAUCUGCCAACCACAUAGUUCAUGAGUCCUAAUCAAAAUCUGAUUGGUGCUGAAAAGAUGUUGACUGGGGAUAUCCUGUCGCUUUGGGACCAACCAAAUGUUUCAUCAAUUUACUGCAUGUAUUUGUAGUUUUAUACUUGAACUGGAAUAGAGGACUUUAGGGGCCUAGUUACAGUAUUGGAAUGUUUCUUAGUUAAAAUCUUGCUAGCAUUCUCCUUUUAAGAGGGCAGCAAAGUCUACAGCAGUCUUGUCAAUGCCCAUAUAGCACAACCCUAAUUUGUUUUCCAUAUGAAUCGGGACAACGUGGUGCACGCUUGUUAAGGGGGCAUGAAUUUUAUCACAUAGAACGUACUUAAUGCGUCCGCUGCCUAUUCCUUUCCCUUUGUAUGGCCAUUCACUGCUGUGUAGUAGAGCAGCGGUUAAUAGAUACUUCACCAUCUGCCCUGCCGAUUCUAACUGUGCCAAUGAAAUCGGUAAAGUUGGAAGGUUUAAUAUAGGGUUUAGUGUAAACUCCUCAGACAAAACAGCUAAAAUAUAUUCAGAUGCAAGUACAAUAUGAAUUACACCGGUCAACACAAAUUUUGAGUCUGGGUUCUGCAUAUCUGAUAUUUAUUUCUUCCACUUUACUAAUUAAAGAAAAAAUAGUUUUACCCGAAAAAGUGUGCUUUUGUAGCUAUGAGAAUGAAAUUACAUAGUUUAAGGAAAUUUCCCUAUUUUCAGAAUUUUAUUGUAUGUAAAAAUAAACUUUUGUCAUGAAUUUGAA